AUGGCACGGAAGAGCAAGGAGGACGACUACUGUUGCGACGCCGAUGACGACGACUACGAGGACUACAACAGCACAGACGAGGACAACGUCUGCCAAACCGACAGCGAGUACGGCGGCGUCGAAGAUGACGGCGACGAAAAGCCCGAGGAGUGCGAAAAGGACUACGAUUUCGUGACCGAGGACGACGUGCGCAGGUGCCAGGACGAGGUCACGGCGGAGAUCUCCGACCGGCUGUCGGUCCCGCGGGGCUUCGCCGCCGCCUUCCUGCGGCACUGCCGGUGGGAUGCCGAGCGGCUGGAGAACGAGUGGUUCGCCGACGAGCGGCGCGUCCGAGGCGCCGUCGGCCUGGCGGCGGCGGGGGGGCUCGACGGCGACGUCCCUACGGCGCUCAACUCCCUCCCGCUCACCUGCGCCAUAUGCUUCGACAUCUACGCCCCCGGCGAGAUGAGGUCGGCGGGGUGCUCGCACUACUACUGCCACGAGUGCUGGCGCGGCUACAUCCGUGCGGCGGUGGGCAAUGGCGCGCGGUGCCUGCUCCUGCGGUGCCCGGGCCCGGGCUGCACGGUGCCCGUCGUGCGGGAGCUCGUCGACGCGGCGGCCGCCGGCGAGGACCGGGCGCGGUACGCCAUGUUCGUGGUCCGGUCGUUCGUGGAGGAGGGCACGAGCAAGUACGUCCGGUGGUGCCCCGGGCCCGGGUGCACCCUCGCCGUCCGGUCCGAGUCCGGCUCCCGGCUGUACGAGGUGACGUGCAAGUGCAAGCACGUCUUCUGCUUCCGGUGCGGCGAGGACGCGCACCGGCCGGCGUCGUGCGAGACGACGCGCGCGUGGGUGGACAAGUGCAGGUCCGACGGGGAGACCUCCAGCUGGGUGCUGGCCAACACGAAGCACUGCCCCGAGUGCCGGCGCGCGAUCGAGAAGAACCAGGGGUGCAACCACAUGACGUGCGGCGCCCCCUGCUACCACCAGUUCUGCUGGCUCUGCCUCGGCUCGUGGGCGGACCACUCCGGCAACUUCUUCCACUGCAACCGCUACGCAGCGGCCAAGUCGGAGUUCACCGAGGAGAAGACGCGGGAGCGGCAGGCCAGGGCGUCGCUGGAGAGGUUCCUGCACUACUACGAGCGCUUUACGGCGCACGGCGCGUCGAUGAAGAAGGCGCAGGAGGACCUGGACAACCUGCGGGCCGACGGCGGCGGCCUGUACCAGCUCGGCGACGCCAUCGGCGUGCCGCCGACGGAACUGGACUUCCUCCUGGAGGCGUACGCGCGGAUCGUCGAGGCGCGGCGGGUGCUGCGGUGGACGUACGCGCACGUGUACCACCUGGACCCGGCGCGCGACAACGUCGAGUUCUACGAGUACCUCCAGGGCGAGGCCGAGAAGUCGCUGGAGCGGCUGCACCACUGCGCCGAGGAGGAGAGGGACCUUCUGAAGAAGGAUCUAUACUAUUACGGUGCCGCCAUCCCCGCUGGGUACGCCGCCGGGAAGUACAUGGAGUUCAGGGAGAAGCUCUGCCACCUCAAUCUUGUGACGCGAAACCACUUUAGCACACUCGUGGAGGGGUUUGAGUCUGGCAUGGCCGAGGUCGUGUCGUGA
Molecule: messenger RNA, 1590 nt
Organism: Setaria italica (foxtail millet)
Lineage: Eukaryota; Viridiplantae; Streptophyta; Magnoliopsida; Poales; Poaceae
Product: probable E3 ubiquitin-protein ligase ARI8
Exons: 1
Coding region: 1-1590 (529 amino acids)
Biological process (GO): ubiquitin-dependent protein catabolic process; positive regulation of proteasomal ubiquitin-dependent protein catabolic process; protein polyubiquitination
Cellular component (GO): ubiquitin ligase complex; cytoplasm
Molecular function (GO): ubiquitin protein ligase activity; ubiquitin conjugating enzyme binding; zinc ion binding
Source: RefSeq, a predicted model, not a curated record